Molecule: messenger RNA, 6459 nt
Organism: Anthostomella pinea
Lineage: Eukaryota; Fungi; Ascomycota; Sordariomycetes; Xylariales; Xylariaceae
Source: the annotation of a GenBank genome assembly
AUGGCUGUGGCCGCAGUUAUGGAAUUCUGCGCAAGCGGGACAAGAAGCGAAUCUGGGUCGCUAACGAUCCGGCCUUUCACGACCACUAUUGCGACCAGCCCAACGACUCUGUGGGGUGACUUCGACCUGCCCACGAGACUAGACCUCAUCGCGAGGGCGUGGGUUCUGAGGACAUCAAGACACGAACACCAGCGAUCUAAACUGCACCCCUAUGUCGUAUCCAAACCUUUAGUAACACCCGAUCCAACACCGAAACGAUCACGACGACUAUUGCCGAGACCAUGCGAAGACGACUCAGCCAUAUCCGACCUUCCCAUCGAUCCCGCCCAAACGGGUGAGUCUGCUAAUCGUCGGAGCCACGUUCCGUCAGACACCGGAUCUUGUCCUCCACCGCCGCCGGCCGAUGUUCCACCGCGACGAGAACGGCGGAAAGAUUCGAUGCUUAAUGACCCUGCCCAGGAGUUCUACUUCGAUCUCUACUCGGAAGAUGGUUUCGUCCAGCAUGCCAAGAAGAAGAAGAAGGCGACCGCCUUCAGCUGGGAUGAACCUGAGAAGAAAGACGAAGGUGGUGAAGGUGGUGGCGACGGCGGCGGCGGCGGCGGCGGAGGUGACCAAAAUGGCGGAGAUGCCGGCCAGGCCGGUGGAGAUGCCGGCGGCAACGGGGACGGUGAGGACAAGAAGGACGAUGCUGGUGACGCAAAGCCGGACGACGACUGGGGCGUUUUCGAAGCUGUCGGCAAGAAAAAGAAGAAGGGGAAAAACCAGGCGCAGGCCGAGGACACCGCUGAGCCAUCGGGGACUUCAACUAAGUUCGACGCAUUCCACGAGAUCAAACUAGAUGACCCUGCGCUCGAUCUCAGUUUUGGAGGCAAUGCGGCCGACACAAAGACCAAUUCGUUUAGUACGUGGGGAUCCAGCUGGAAUACUGGCACAACGUCCACAACGUGGGACUGGUCUGGUACCAAGGCAGCUGACAAGACCGAAGACAAGGAGGACAAGAAAGAUGAAGCUGAAGACAACCCGUGGAGCAUCAACAGGCCCAAACCCAAGAAGAAGGGCAAGACCACUUUCAGCUUCGGUGGCUUUGACGACGUCGAGGAAGAGAAGGCUGAAGAGCCGACCGUUACCCAGGAAAACAUCGAGGAAAAGAAGGACGACUUCGGCUUCGGCUUCAGCUCCGUCGCCAAGAAGGAUAAGAAGAAGAAGAAGAACAGCAUCUGGGACCCCGAACCCGAAGAGGAGAAGAAAGACCCGCUUGCCGAAAGUCAGGAUUUAGGCGCGCCCGCCGCCCCCGCCGCCGACGACUCCUGGGGCGGCGGCUGGGGCACAACAGCCACCAAGAAGGACAAGAAGAAGAAGAAGAAUAGUAUCUGGGACCCUGAGCCGGAACCCGAGAAGCCCCAGGAACCCGAGCCUGAGCCUGAGCCCGAGCCCGAGCCUGUCAAAGAGGAAGACCCCUGGGGCGAUGGAUGGGGCACCAAGAAGGACAAGAAGAAAAAGAAGGGCGGGAUUGAGGAAGUCAAGGAGCCUGACCCACCAGCGCCCGAUCCCGUGCCUGAGGCUGACGACUUCUGGGGUGGCUUCUCCGCUUCCAAGAAGGAUAAGAAGAAGAAGGGAAAGGUUGUUGAGCCUGAACCGGAACCGGAACCGCAGCCGGAACCGGAACCUGUCCCCGAGCCCGAGCCCGAGAAGAAAGAAGGAGACGACUGGAUGAAUUGGGGCACCACGACUAAGAAGAAGGGCAAGAAAGGCAAGAUCGUCGAGGAGGUCAAGGAACCAGAACCCGAGCUAGAACCAGCACCGGAACCUGAGAAGAAGGAGGAGGAUGAUUUGGGCACCUGGGGAACAACUUCGAAGAAGGACAAGAAGAAGAAGAAGAAAGGCAUUUUUGAUGACGAUGAGCCUGCCAAGGAACCUGAGCCUAAGCCCGAGCCUGAACCUGUUCCUGAGCCAGAACCCGAAAAGAAGGUGGAGGAAGAUCCCUGGUCAUUCGGUGCCUCAAAAAAGGAUAAAAAGAAGAAGAAGAAGGGGGGUGUGCUUGAGCCUGACCCUCCCAACGAGCCAGAACCUGAGCCGAUACCUGAGCCUGAACCAGAGCCUGAACCAGAACCUAUCAAGGAAGAGCAGCCUGUAGAGGAUGAUACUUGGGGUUCGUUCAGCACUUCUAAGAAGGACAAGAAAAAGAAGAAGAAGGGCGUCGUCGAGGAAGAGCCACCCAAAGAUCCGGAGCCCCUACCAGAGCCCGAACCUGCACCUGAGCCCGAGAAGCCUGUAGAGGAUGAUACUUGGGGUUCGUUCAGCACUUCUAAGAAGGACAAGAAAAAGAAGAAGAAGGGCGUCGUCGAGGAAGAGCCACCCAAAGAUCCGGAGCCCCUACCAGAGCCCGAACCUGCACCUGAGCCCGAGAAGCCUGUAGAGGAGGAUACUUGGGGUUCGUUCAGCACUUCGAAGAAAGACAAGAAAAAGAAGAAGAAGGGAGCCGUGGAAGACCCCCCCAAAGACCCAGAGCCUGAACCUGAGCCUGAGCCUGAACCUAUUCCCGAGCCUGCGCCUGAACCCCCAGCUCAAAACGAUGACGACAUAUGGGGCUUCAGUACUUCCAAGAAGGAUAAGAAGAAGAAGGGCAAAGCCGCUAUCAUCGAGGAACCCCCUAAGGAGCCAGAACCGCCAGCGCCUGCGCCUGCAGAGGACAAGAAGGAAGAGGACGAUUUUUGGAAUACUUUGGGCACAUCUAAAAAGGACAAGAAAAAGAAGAAAAAGGGUGUUUUCGACGAGGAACCACCAAAGGACCCAGAACCUGCACCGGAACCAGAGCCCGAACCGGAACCGGAACCAGAGGCUCCUGCAGAAGAGCCGAGCAGUGCCUGGAGCUUUUGGGGGGCCAGCAAGAAGUCCAAGAAACCCAAAGAAGAGCCUCCGCCUGAGCCUGAGCCUGAGCCUGCUCCUGAGCCUCUGCCAGAGGAUAAUGGCGACGACUGGGCGAGUUUUGGCAAGAAGGACAAAAAGAAGAAGGGUAAGACGUCGACAGCACUGGUCGAAUUGGACAAGGAGCCUGAACCUGAGCCUGCACCACCUGCGGUCCCUGAAGCCGGCGACACUGGUGGUGGUGACGACUUCUGGAACACCUUCACCACUACCAAAAAGGACAAGAAAACGAAGAAGAAUGCUGACGGCAGUCUCAUCCCAGACUCGAUCGAGGAACCCAAGACAGACGACAUCUGGGCCCUUAGCACUUCCAAAAAGGACAAGAAGAAGAAGGGAAGCAAGAAUGCGCCAGUCGAGAUCGAGAAUGGCUCCCACCUGGAUGGAAUGCAACCCGACUCUGUGGAAGAAAGCAAGGGCAGCAAAGUCGACGAUGAUGACUGGGCUUGGGGCAGCUCAAAGAAGGACAAGAAGAAGUCACCGCCUCCAGCCCCGACCCCACCUUCCUUGGACAUGAGUGAGCCUGGCCAAGAAUUGGAGGACAACGUCUGGGACGAAGCGAAAGCUGAAGAGGGGGACGCCGCGGCCGCUGAAGCACUUGCUGCGGAGAUUGCUGCCGAAGAGGAUGAACUCGCUGGUCUCACCGCCAAGGGCAAAAAGAAGAAGCUCCCCAAGAAGGACCAGAAGCGAUUCGACGAGCUGACGGCGAAUGCAAACCAACGCGCGGACGAACAUGCGGCCAAAGAAGCCGAAGAGCAAGCGCAGCGGGAGGCUGAGGAACAGGCUGCCGCUGAAGCUUUGGAGGCCGAACAGACGGCUGCCGCCGAAGCGUUGGAGGCCGAACAGGGAGCUGCCGCCGAGGCACUCGAAGCUGAGAUUGCUGCCGAGGAAGAUGAACUUGCCGCACUUACAACCAAGGCCAGAAAGAAGAAGCUGACUAAAAAGGACCAAAAGCGAUUUGACGAACUGACCGAGAAGGCUGACACUCGCGCUGCGGAGAAAGCUCUCAACGGAGACGACGAUGGAGCUGCACAAGCUGCAAUCGAAGCCGAAGAACAGGCUGCACGUGAGGCUGAGGAACAGGCUGCACGUGACGCCGAGGAACAAGCCGCUCGUGAAGCUGAAGAAGCGGCCCAGGCUGCACGGGAGGCAGAAGAACAAGCCGAGCGCGAGCGGGAGGAGGCCGAAGCAGCUGCCAAGAAGAAAUCCAAGAAGAGCUCCAAGUCAGACGACAAGAAAUCGAAGUCCAGCAGCAAGGACAAGAAGAAGGACAAGGAUGAAGACAAGGCCGACGACAUGGACCUCGACAAUGUGGACCUGACUGCUGAGCAGGCUGAGGAGAUCUUGUCAGGCUUAGCGCCACCGAAGAGAGAGAAGUCCAAGGACGAUGACCCAUUCGCAUUCUGGGGUGCCAAGUCCAAACCCAAGAGCUCAUUUCCUGAAGCGGUUCUCGAAGAUGCCACCGUCGACGAGGACACGCCGCCCUCUUCCAUGGCCGCUCCGGCCUAUCAGGACGACUUCAUGCCACCCAAGAAGAGUAAGAAAGCAAGCAAACUGUCGGAAAAGCUCAGGAAGUUUGAGUCAGCCAAGGAAGAGGACCACGCCGAUCUCAUCGAUGCGCUACCUGCACCACCACCGCCGCCGCCUGCGCCUAGCGCGCCACUAUCCGGCGAGGAUAAGAAGAAGUACAAGUCCUCUCAGAAAGACAGGGACACCCUCCCUGGCAGCUUCCCAAUUGACGAGGAUGAAGACGAGAUCGUCGAGAUCAUUGACAUGGCGCCGGUAGAGAAGAAGCCCAGAAAGAGCAAGAAGAGCAAGUCCAAGGAAGACGCUGUCCCCCCCGCGGCUCCUCCACCACCUCCCGCCGUCCCCGACGCCCCACCCGCGCCGCCGACACCACCCCCUGAGGCCAGAUCCUCCAAGAAAGAACGGCCGAAGAUCAAUCGCGACGCAGGUUCAUCAUGGGGCGCGUGGUCAGCAACUCCGCGCAUGGAUGAGAAGAAGCCGUCCAAGUCCAAGUCCGAGGACAAGAAGGCCAAGAAAGAGAAAGAGGAGAAAGUGUCUUCCAGGGGUUCAGCCUCGGACAAGGCCGAGCGGUCCGAGAAGAAGGCUGCAGCAACUCCGAGGCCGCGCAUUAACAGCUUGUUCCAGAGCACACCUCCGCUGUCGCGUUCCAUGUCAACUCGGGACAAGCGAAGUGGCACAGGCAAAUCGUCGCGUCGCCAUUCUCUGGAUAUGAACGGCGGACUCGUGUCACCACCGCCCGAAGAGACGCCCAAGAUGUCGGCCAAGGCAGCCAAGAUCCUCGGGGUUGGCAAGAGCCGCGGUCGCAAAAGCUCAAAGGCGCGUCCUGCCACGGAUGAUGACAUCGUCAUGGUUGAUGUCAACUCGAGCCCCGACAAGUCGGCUCGCAAGCGAUCAAAGGCCAAGCCAGAUGACGACAUUGUCAUGGUUGAUGCAGGUGGUCCCGCCGACUCAUCACCCCUGAAGCGGUCGAGCUCCAGCGCUAAGAAGGGUCUGUCUGGACUAUUCGGCGGCAUCAUGUCUUCGACUCCUCGUUCCGAUCUCCGUCCCGAACCCCGUCGUCGCAACACAUACCACACCACGGAUGAUGAGGCUAGACCUGACAAGAGGGCCAAGCGUUCUCGAGACGGUGGCAGCGUUGAUGCGGAUGGGGAUGCAGAUCGCGAAGCUCGGCGCGCUGCUCGCCGGGCAAAGAGGGCCGAGGAAAAGGCGACCAAUGAGGCCCGACUUGCGAAAGAGGAUAGUAAGCGUGAGAAGCGCAAGCGUCAAGAGGAGGAAGAGGAAGCUCGCCGGCAAGAGGAUCGAGAGGCCAGACGCGCUGAACGCAGGGUCGCUCGCGAACGCGAAGCCGAGCGCCGCGCUGCAGAAGAGGUCGAUGCAAAGGAAGCCGAGAGGGCAGAACGACGUCGCCUCCGCAAGCUCGGUAAAGAAGCUGGUGGUGGUGGUGGUAGUGGUGCCGAGGAUGCAGAAGCGGAAGCGCGUCGGGUUGCUCGCGCGGAUCGACGGCGCUCGCGUCAGGUUGAUGCAUCCGAGGACGAUGAAGAGCGAAGACGAAGACGCGAAGCUAGACGGGCUGAGGAGAAGGCCAAUCGUCGACGAUCCAUGCCCGCGGAUGGCUACGUAUAUCCCCAAGAACGAUCUUCGCGACGCCCAGAAAACGAGGGCAAGAAGAAGAGACCAGCAUGGCCCCACUCGGGCACCGACUCGUGGGUGAAGGAGACCUCGGACGCCGGCCCGCCCCCUGAGGAUGGGCCCGUUACCGACGCGCCUCCCGCCACGGAUGACGAGGAAGCACGCCGCGCUGACCGUCGUGCGCGUCGCCGUGCGAAGUACGGUGACGGCGAUGGUGAGGAAGACGACCAGCGACGACGCCGAGCACGUCGCGAGGAGCGGGAGCGGCGAGAGCGUCGCGGUGGUGGCUCUGAUGGCAGUGGUGAAAAGGGGCAACGAGAGUCUGUCUUCAUGGACACGACACCUCGAAGUAGCUGGUGGAAAAAGCUUGCCGGCAUGUAA